Molecule: messenger RNA, 2694 nt
Organism: Cucurbita maxima (winter squash)
Lineage: Eukaryota; Viridiplantae; Streptophyta; Magnoliopsida; Cucurbitales; Cucurbitaceae
Product: protein CYPRO4-like
Exons: 2
Coding region: 492-2426 (644 amino acids)
Cellular component (GO): cytoplasm; nucleus
Molecular function (GO): protein binding
Source: RefSeq, a predicted model, not a curated record
AUCUGAGCCCAAAGUAAAGCCCAAUAAGUUAUAAAGCCCACAGAUGUUGGAUUAGGCCUGAUCUUAACACAAGAGUUCAAUCUGUUGCAAAUCUGAGCCCAAAGUAAAGCCCAAUAAGUUAUAAAGCCCACAGAAGUUGGAUUAGGCCUUAUCUUAACACAAGAGUUCAAUCUGUUGCAAAUCUGAGCCCAAAGUAAAGCCCAAUAAGUUAUAAAGCCCACAGAUGUUGGAUUAGGCCUGAUCUUAACAUAAGAGUUCAAUUAGUUGCAAGGGAAAGGCAACGGGUUAUUGGCGGUAACCUUUCUGAGAGAAGAACCCUAAAAAAGGUCACGACAGAACGAAGAGCUCCAAGAAUUUCAAAUUUCGAAAUUGGCGCCUCUUCAUUUCUACGUCUCCAUCUGUCCUCUGGAUUCUGAAUUUCCUUACAUUUGAUUCGAUCUGCAUUCCACAGAGCUUGAGUUUCCCGUCGAUACAACUCGAAGGCGUUGAUAAUGGGAGCCUCUCAAAGUCGCGAGGGUCUGGAACUGUCGGACUCCGAUCGUGAAGAUGGGAACGAGGAAACCAAUAAAAAGGAGGUGAAAUAUGAGGAUGUUGAAGAAGAGCUCCAAAGAUCUUCUGAACGACGGCAGAAAACGCCAUCGUCAGUGGACGAGGUGGAGGCGAAGCUCAGGGCUCUCAAGCUUAAGUACGGAACGUCUCAGAAGCCAAACAUAAAGAACGCAGUGAAGCUUUACCUUCACGUUAAUGGCAAUACUCCUAAGGCGAAAUGGAUUACCUCUGAAAAUCUUACUACUUACUCUUUUCUCAAGUCUUGUAGUGGCAAUGAUGACGAAGAGGAGGAGGAUGAUGGCGAGGAAGAGGAGGAGGAGGAUGACGACUCUUGGUGGUUUUUGAAGGUUGGAUCGAAAAUUAGAGUGAGAGUAUCGUCAGAUACGCAAUUGAAAACGUUCGGAGACCAGCGGCGUGUGGACUUUGUUGCGCAGGGUGUCUGGGCAUUAAAAUUUUUCAGCGAUGAAGAUUAUAAGAUUUUUGUGGAAAAAUUUCAGGCCUGUUUAUUUGAGAAUACAUAUGGAUUUGAGGCUACGGAGGCGAAUAAAUUGAAGGUUUAUGGCAAGGAUUUUAUUGGUUGGGCGAAUCCGGAAGUGGCGGAUGAUUCAAUGUGGGAAGAUGCGGAGGAGAGUUUCUCGAAGAGUCCAAAUUCGGCAACGCCUGUCAGGGAAAACGAUUUAAUGGAGGAGUUUGAGGAAGCUGCAGACGAUGGGAUUAAGAGUUUAGCUUUAGGUGCAUUAGAGAACAGUUUCUUGGUUGGCGAUUCAGGAAUUCAGGUCGUCAAGAACUUUUCUCACGGAAUUCAGGGAAAGGGUAUUUAUGUGAAUAUUGAUAAUGGCAAUCGGGAUACUCGUGGUGCUGGUUCUAGUUUGGCCUACUCAACGCCGAAGAAGGCACUUCUUAUGAAAGCUGAGACCAAUAUGCUUUUGAUGAGUCCCAUAAACGAGGGGAGGCCUCACACUUCUGGACUUCAUCAGCUUGACAUUGAAACAGGGAAAAUUGUUACUGAGUGGAAGUUCGGGAAGGAUGGAGUUGAUAUUUCAAUGAGGGAUAUUACUAAUGAUUCUAAGGGAGCUCAGUUGGAUCCUUCGGGCUCGACAUUUUUGGGUUUGGAUGACAAUAGGCUUUGCAGAUGGGAUAUGCGCGAUAGGAACGGAAUGGUCCAAAAUCUUGCUACUUCUAGCACUCCUGUCUUAAAUUGGGCUCAAGGGCAUCAGUUUUCUAGAGGAACCAACUUCCAAUGCUUUGCAACCACUGGUGAUGGCUCAAUUGUUGUUGGGUCGCUUGAUGGAAAAAUCAGGCUGUAUUCUGUCAAUUCUAUGAGACAAGCAAAAACAGCUUUUCCAGGACUUGGUUCACCUAUUACACAUGUAGAUGUUACCUACGACGGGAAGUGGAUUUUGGGAACAACAGAUUCCUAUCUAAUUCUUAUUUGUGCUAUCUUUACCGAUAAGGAUGGGAAAACAAAGACUGGAUUUUCUGGUCGAAUGGGGAACAGGAUUUCAGCUCCAAGAUUGUUGAAGCUGACCCCUCUGGAUUCACAUUUGGCUGGAGUUGACAAUAAGUUUCGAAAUGCUCAAUUCUCAUGGGUCACUGAGGACGGGAAGCAGGAGCGCAAUUUGGUCGCGACUGUAGGCAAGUUCAGUGUCAUCUGGAACUUCCAACAAGUGAAAAACGGGACACACAACUGCUACCGCCAUCAGGAAGGCCUCAAGAGUUGCUAUUGUUACAAGAUUGUUCUUAAAGACGACUCCAUUGUUGAUAGUCGUUUCAUGCACGAAAAAUUUGCAGUGACCGAUUUGCCCGAGGCUCCAUUGGUGAUUGCAACGCCCAUGAAGGUCAGUUCCUUAAGCAUAUCCAGUAGGCUAAGAGAUUGAGAUUCAGUUCCAAGCAUAGCAUAUACUCGGUACAGGUUCCAUUGCAUUGCCUGAUGCACAGUUAAUCAGCUACGUUUCUAAGUGGCAUGUUUAGGACCUUAUAGAUGCCUUAGAGUAGUUUUAAACAUCUGUCAAUGAGUUCCCUAAUUUGUAUUGAUUCCUAUUUCGAGUUCCUUAAUGACUUAGUUUUUUCAUCAAUUGUAAUGUCAAGGAAGCCAAAUAUAAUCCCAACGACAUAUAAUCUUAAAUGAAAAAUUGGUUAUUUUUA